Messenger RNA from Rotaria sp. Silwood2, 201 nucleotides. NCBI's taxonomy places the organism in Eukaryota, Metazoa, Rotifera, Eurotatoria, Philodinida, Philodinidae. The record is from the annotation of a GenBank genome assembly.
AUGCACGAUCCAACAGAUCGAACUACAAAUUCAUUAUCAUCAUCAACGAUGUUAUCAAGUCCAAAUCGUUUAUUAAAUACUCAUGCACCAAAAUUAAGUCGACCAUCUCAUCAACAAAAUCUUGCAAAAAAAAUGAAAGUUAGUCAUGUAAAUGGUGUACGACCAACAUCUCAUGAAGGAAGUUCAGCAGUUCGAAGUUAG